AUGUCUCCCGCAGCUGGCGCAAACCAAAAGGAGUCCAACCUCGCCCGAGUGCUUGGUUCCGGAUCUGCUGGCAUCGCCGAGUUGGCUGUCUUCCACCCUGUCGAUACAAUUGCCAAGCGACUGAUGAGCAACCAGACCAAGAUCGCCAGUGCCACCGAACUGAAGCAGGUCAUUUUCAAGGACAAGGCCACUGCUCCCGUCGGCCGCAAGUUCCUCUCCCUCUUCCCUGGUCUUGGCUACGCUGCCGGCUACAAGGUCCUCCAGCGUGUAUACAAGUAUGGUGGCCAGCCUGUGGCCCGUGACUGGCUUACCCAGCACUACGGCAAGGACUUUGAGAACACAUUUGGCAAAAAGACUGGCAAAGCCGUUCUGCACUCUACUGCGGGCAGUUUGAUCGGUAUUGGUGAAAUUGUCCUCCUGCCUCUCGACGUACUCAAGAUCAAGCGCCAGACCAACCCCGAGGCUUUCCGUGGCCGUGGCGUCGUGAGAAUCAUCGGUGACGAAGGUUUCGGACUGUACCGUGGUUGGGGCUGGACUGCUGCUAGAAAUGCCCCUGGUUCCUUUGCUCUGUUUGGCGGCUCUGCCUUUGCCAAGGAGUACCUAUUCCACCUGGACGACUAUAACAAGGCCUCUUGGUUCGAGAACUUUAUCGCCUCCAUCGCUGGUGCCUCUGCUUCCCUCGUCGUCUCGGCUCCCCUUGACGUUAUCAAGACGCGUAUCCAGAACCGCAACUUUGAGAACCCAGAGAGUGGUUUCCGCAUCCUGUCCAACAUGGCUCGCAACGAAGGUUUCUCCAGUUUCUUCAAGGGUCUUGUGCCCAAGCUCCUCAUGACUGGCCCCAAGCUGGUCUUUUCCUUCUGGCUGGCUCAGACCUUGAUCCCGGCCUUUGAUGUCAUGUUCCGAAAGUAA
Messenger RNA from Cordyceps militaris CM01, 909 nucleotides. RefSeq names its product mitochondrial carrier protein YHM1/SHM1, putative. Gene Ontology annotation, cellular component: mitochondrion. The transcript is spliced from 7 exons. The record is from RefSeq and is a predicted model, not a curated record. Bases 1 to 909 code for a protein of 302 amino acids. Lineage: Eukaryota; Fungi; Ascomycota; Sordariomycetes; Hypocreales; Cordycipitaceae. Gene Ontology annotation, molecular function: guanine nucleotide transmembrane transporter activity.